Melospiza georgiana is the source of this 649-nucleotide messenger RNA. RefSeq names its product pleckstrin homology domain containing J1 (gene PLEKHJ1). Bases 12 to 485 code for a protein of 157 amino acids. The transcript has 6 exons. The record is from RefSeq and is a predicted model, not a curated record. Gene Ontology annotation, biological process: receptor recycling; retrograde transport, endosome to Golgi; endosome organization. NCBI's taxonomy places the organism in Eukaryota, Metazoa, Chordata, Aves, Passeriformes, Passerellidae. Gene Ontology annotation, cellular component: early endosome; trans-Golgi network; recycling endosome.
CGGGCGGGGCCAUGGGCCGGGGCGGGCCCGCCAUGCGCUACAACGAGCGGGAGCUGCUGUCCCUGGCCCGCCAGCCCGCCGAGAAGGCGGCCGAGAUCCGCAUGAGCGUCCCCAAGAAGGGCAACGUGCUCAAGAAGCGCCUGGUGAAGCUCGUGGUGAAUUUUCUCUUCUAUUUCCGCACCGAUGAGGCCGAGCCCAUUGGAGCUCUGCUGCUGGAGCACUGCAAGAUCACCAAAGAGGAGGAGAACAUUUUCUCCAUCAGUUUCAUCGAGGAGCCAGAGAGGAAAUACUGCUUUGAGUGUGCCACGGAGGAGCAGUGCCAGGAGUGGGUGGAGGCACUCAAGAGAGCCAGCUACGAGUUCCUGAGGAGGAGCCUGAUUUUCUACAGGAAUGAGAUCCAGAAGAUGACAGGGAAGGACCCCCUGGAGCAGUAUGGGAUCUCAGAGGAGGCUCGAUUCCAGCUGGGAGCACACAGGGAGCUGUGACCCUCCCCUGCUGCAGCUCCCCACACUGACCACCUGACUUUUUUAUUUAUUACCCAAUCAUUUUGUACUUUUUUUUUUAAAAGGAAUUCGUUGCACAUUCCCAGUGCCCCAGCUGGGGGGGCUGAGCUGUUCUGGGGGUGCUGCAGUGGGAGCAGAGCCCCCAG